Molecule: messenger RNA, 828 nt
Organism: Geodia barretti
Lineage: Eukaryota; Metazoa; Porifera; Demospongiae; Tetractinellida; Geodiidae
Source: the annotation of a GenBank genome assembly
AUGAGGAGCUACUUGGUCGUUGCCGGCCUGAUGUUACUGGUUGUCACAAUACCUGCAUACGCGCAGAGUCAGACGGUGACUGUAACGGUAAAUCAGCAGUCUUUUGCCCAGGGGGAGAGCAUAGUGGUCUCGGGUACCGUCUCUGCGGCGCUAAUCGAGCACCCGAUAAUACUACAGGUGUUCAGCGCGAACGACAACUGGCUGGAUGCGGGCCAGUCCACGGUGGCGCAGGAUGGAACAUUUGCCUACAUAUUUAACACCGGGGGGGAUCGGUGGAGCACGCCUGGCCGGUACUCUGUAGUGGCCCAUUAUUCCGAUUCGACGGCGGAGGUGGAGUUUUCCAUAACGGAAGCCAGGCUGCCGACCAAUGGAGGUGAUCCGAUUCGCGCAGACUGCACGCAGACAGUUGACGGGGGUGCCCUUGGAGAGGUGGAGGUAAGGUGCAGCAUAUCCGGCGGGACGGUGAACAGCAUGAGAAUGGCAGUCGAGGAUCUCAGCAUCGUGCUGCGCAUCAGCUCGGAGACGGACGGCAACAUCUCCCUGAACCUUCCGGUGGCCCUGAUUGACGCAAAGGACAUGAACGGCAGCAAUGAGAACUUUAUCGUCAGGAUAGAUGAUGUCCAAGUGCCGCACGAGGAGACCGGAACCAGCACAAUCUCCAGAACUGUGGACUUUGACUUUAUCCGGGGCGAGACCAUCAUCGAGAUAAUAGGUACUAGGGCGGUUCCUGAGUUCGGCACCGUGGCGCUGAUAGUAUUUGCGCUGGGCUUUGCCGCCGUGGCUGCAAUGAAGAGGCCCGGCCUGUUUGGCACCUCGGGGUUCCGCUAG